This is a messenger RNA of Clonostachys byssicola, 1401 nucleotides long. The record is from the annotation of a GenBank genome assembly. NCBI's taxonomy places the organism in Eukaryota, Fungi, Ascomycota, Sordariomycetes, Hypocreales, Bionectriaceae.
AUGCUUCUUUUUACUUUCUUUAUCUAUGUCUUUCUUGGGGUAGCGUUUGCCCAGCAAAACUCUAUUUGCGAUUCAGAAUGCCAAAAGAGUUGUGACACUGAAUGCCAAAACGCCAUUGAGUCAACCUAUCAGGCUGAGUCUAGGCUGUGGGUGAGCGACAUUGUUAGCGAUGAGUUUUACUCCACACCGGCGAAUAUCUCAACAGCCAAGCCUGGCGACAUCCUCAGAUGGGAGAACGUUCCCUACAAGCAGCUCACCCAGAAUUGGACUAUUCCCGCUGGUCUCUCGUUUUACCGAUUCAUGUACGCAACAGAAGAUAUCAACAACAAGACAAUUCCCGCCACUGGAUGGGUACUCUUGCCGUAUCACCAUACACUCCCGACACCAAAUGAACCGGGCAAGUUACGUACCGUAGUCUGGACGCACGGGACCGCCGGACGAAGUCGCCUUUGCUCGACAACCAAUAACAAGGGGCUGUACUACGAUUGGAAAGCGCCGUUUAUCCUUGCUGAAUCUGGAUAUGCCGUCAUUGGGCCUGACUAUGCUGGCCAAGGCUCCGAUCUCCCUCAGGGCUUCAUGUACGAGUCUGGGUUUCUCCAUGUUGCCGACGUGGCAUAUGCUGUUAUCGCGGCUAGAAAAGUGCUGGGGGCAUUUCUCAGUAAUAAAUGGGCUGUAUUUGGCCAUAGCGAGGGUGGCAUGACAGCAUGGCGUACCGUCGAGCGUUUGAGCCUACCUGGACAAGAGAGACUGCUCAAAGCUGGCCAAUUUGUCGGUGGCGUUGCUGCUGCUCCAGCUCUGCGACCACAAAGAUUGAUUCCUACAUCAUGGGAACGAACCAAGACCGGAGGGGGGCCCUUUUCGGUCUACUUUCUUCAAUCCCUUGCUGGCCUCUUCCCCGAGCAGAUUAAACUUGGUGAUUAUCUUACCAACACAGCCCUGCGGCGUCUUUCUGUGCUUGACAACUCUUGUUUCCAAACGGGGAUUGCUGCCGUGGGAAGUCUCAGCCCAGACGAAAUCUUCACGAACAAGAGCUGGCUCACGCACCCAGUAACCAAUGACUGGGCAGUCCGUUUCAACGGCCAAGGUCCACAUCCCCUUUCAACGCCACUCCUGGUCGUCCAAGGUGUCACUGACACGAUCACGCCAGCAUCACUUACGAUGGAGGAUUUCAAUCUCACAUGUUCGACUUAUCCGAAGAGUCCUGCUUCCGCCAAAUUAUACCCGGACAUGGGCCACGGCCAGGUACUCGAGGCAGGCCGUGCUGAUAUUGAAGCAUGGCUGGAUGCCAGGUUUCACGGAGAACCUGUGAAGAAAGGGUGCGAGAUUGACUUGGUUCAGCCGUUAACAACUCAGUAUGCUCAAGGCGAGAUGUUCUGGGAGGCAAACAUAGUCCCAUUCUAA